UUCUCUUUCGAAGUACCAUAGCAAAGGCACAUGACUGUUUAUGUCUUUAGAUGGAAACAUUAGCCAUUGUAGUCAUGGGAUGUAAUGAUAUCUAGAAGCACAGUAUCUUUUAUAAGUUUAGGAAACUGUGGAGUAGUUAGCUAGAUAGUAGCCUUCUGAGUCCUGGGAAUGGAUUUCUCUAAGAAGUAGAUGCCGGAAGAUUGCAGCAGAAAGAAGCCAUGAAAUCGUCAUGCAAAGAUUUUUCCUAGAGAAGAAACAAACACUCAAGAUGGGAAGUAACAGCACAAACAGUAUGAGAGUAAAGUGCACUUAUCUACAGAUGCUGUUUCAGGACCCCAUCUUUGCAACCACCUGUAUCUUUUGGCAGGAGUCAUAAUUCCACAGUUUUCCUUGCUUAACAUACUGAGAUAUUCAAGAUGGGUAGCAACAGUACCAGCAGUGCUGAGAGCAAUUGCAAUACCACUUAUUUGACAUUUCAAUACUCUCUGUAUGCAACUACUUAUAUCUUCAUAUUCAUCCCGGGUCUCCUGGCUAACAGUGUAGCCCUGUGGGUUCUGUGCCGCUUCAUCAGCAAGAAGAACAAGGCUAUCAUCUUCAUGAUCAACCUCUCAGUGGCAGACCUUGCUCAUGUCCUGUCCUUACCUCUUCGGAUUUACUAUUAUAUCAAUCGUCACUGGCCAUUCCAGAGGGCCCUUUGCCUGCUGUGUUUCUAUCUGAAAUAUCUCAACAUGUAUGCCAGCAUUUUUUUCUUGACAUGCAUUAGCCUUCAGAGGUGCCUCUUUCUCCUCAAGCCAUUCAGAGCCAGAAACUGGAAGCGUAGGUACGAUGUGGGCAUCAGUGCUGCUGUCUGGAUCAUUGUGGGGACUGCCUGUUUGCCACUUCCCAUCCUGAGAAGUGCUGGCUUAGCCAAUAACAGUGAAUCGUGCUUUGCUGAUUUAGGACUUCACGACAUUAGUAUGGCUUCGUCCAUUGGCAUGGUAACUGCAGCUGAACUUGGAGGGUUUGUACUGCCUGUUGUAAUUAUUACAUAUUGCACAUGGAAAACAAGAAAAUCUUUACAGGAAUUCCAAGAUCCACCUCAAAAUAUUAAAGAGAGGAAAAAGGCUUUGAGAAUGGUUCUAAUGUGUGCAGUGGUAUUCAUAGUCUGUUUCACUCCUUACCAUCUCAACUUCCCAUUCUUUAUGAUGGUAAAGCAACGUGUCUUCUCAAACUGUUCCUUUAUUAGGAGCACUCUAUGUUUCCACAUCAUUUCCUUGUGUCUUGCAAAUCUGAAUUGUUGUCUUGAUCCAGUUGUGUAUUAUUUUAUGACUUCAGAAUUUCGUGAUCAAUUUUCAGAACAUGGGAAUUUGGUCAUCCAGUCAUGUUUGCAUUGUAAGGACAGUACUUUGGAAAUUCGUCAGAGGAAAGAGAAUCUUCAGACUAUCUCUCUGGAAUGUUUGGAUGUUCCAACACAAUGUGAUGAAAUGGUUAUCUAAAAUAAUCUUUAUACUCUGUCAGUUGAGCCAUUUCAAAGUGACACUGAGUAUCAUGAAGAAACUCAGCCACUUCACUCAAAAUAAUCUGUCUACAGGAAUUCUCUAUACCAAGAUUAUUAGUGGACUAUGUGAGAAAAAAAAAACCUUUCAUACAAUGUGAUAAUCGAGAGAAAUAAUCACAUAUAUGUUCCUCAGUAAUAGGGCCAAUAGUCUCAUCUAUUAUUGAGGAAUGCAAAAUAUGUUAAAAUUUAGUGAACAUGUACAAUUUAUUCCAAUCUUUAAAAGUAUACAUUAGAAUAUGACCCUAUCUUUAUUUAGAAAACAUACACUACUUAAGCCAAUUGUGUUAUAGAAUGAUAGCUUUUCAUAUUGACAUGAAUUAUGGAAAUUAGCAACAGUAUAACUUAAAAUAUCUUUAAGAUUAUCUUUUCCUCACUUUAAAGAAAAAAAUCAAUUCAGAUGAGCCUCUGAAAGUUAUCACUGAAGUCACAGACUAUGCAAACACCUAAAAUAGAAUUGUGCUCUGCAUAUUUAAAAAUGAGGAAGGCGGAUUUCUGAGUUCGAGGCCAGCCUGGUCUACAAAGUGAGUUCCAGGAUAGCCAGAGCUAUACAGAGAAACCCUGUCUCGAAAAACAAAACAAAACAAAACAAAAAUAAUAAUAAAAUAAAAAUUAGGUUAAAGGCUUAAAACAACUCUGAAUGGCUAUGAGUUUGUGAUAUGAUACAUAUAUUUUGCUGUCACUAAUUGGGAAAUAUUCUCAUAUGUCUUUAUUAUGAUUCACCUGGCUAGGUGUAUUGUUUCAUAUGUAACUUUACUCGAUUCAUUUAAAUCGAUUGAUUAAUGAAGACUCACACAACUCAUACAGUUUUCAUUUUGGUAAGGUUUAGUUGAGCCUAAUUAUUUUUUUAAGUAGACUAUGCCAACGAACUGAAUCAAAUUUUAGCAUUAAUGCAGAGCAAAUAUUGCCACUUUAAAAAAAUCCCUGUAGCUGAGUUAUUACUAAUAUAAAUCAUCCAAACUGGAAAUUUUGUAUCUUACAAUUUUUAAAUAUUGGGUAUCAUUAAAAUGAAAUUUUAUAAAGCAAUGGUUAGUUUUAUGAAUUACUGUUUUUGUCCUGUCUCUACGUUUUUUGGUGUCUACUUUUUUCAAGUAGCCUUUAGCUCUUAUUAUAUUUUUGGGUUAGCAUAUAAGGGAAUGGAUUUCAUGGUGAUAUUUUCAUAUGCAUAUAUCAUCUUAAUUGGUUCUUAUUUACUCCCCACAACCUUGGCUACCAUCCAAUUCCUGUUGGUGCCUUCCUUCUAAAUUUUCUCUUUUGCACUCUUGAUACAAAUGUUUAUUACAUCUUGUAUUUGAUUACCUCCCUUAUACUUUGUAUGCAUCCUGUUUACAUUUUUCUUCCCCUCUCUACUUUUAUGUUUUGCAUAUAUAUUGUGUAUUAUAAAUAUUUGAAAAAUGUGAUAUUUGUCUGGCUUAUUUUGCUUAACACACUGAUCUUCAGUUUCAAAAAACGUUAUAAAUUAAUUCUUCUUUACACAUCAAUAAAAUUCCAGUUUAUACAUACUGC
Mus caroli (Ryukyu mouse) is the source of this 3040-nucleotide messenger RNA. The record is from RefSeq and is a predicted model, not a curated record. Lineage: Eukaryota; Metazoa; Chordata; Mammalia; Rodentia; Muridae.